Exserohilum turcica Et28A is the source of this 1092-nucleotide messenger RNA. RefSeq lists its product as uncharacterized. NCBI's taxonomy places the organism in Eukaryota, Fungi, Ascomycota, Dothideomycetes, Pleosporales, Pleosporaceae. Bases 1 to 1092 code for a protein of 363 amino acids. The transcript is spliced from 3 exons. The record is from RefSeq and is a predicted model, not a curated record.
AUGUCGUUGCCUGUGCGCUCUAGAUCUCCCUCCUGUGCGCAGACUACUUCACACCACGUUGAAUCAACAACCGUGUUAUCUGCAGUGGACGCGAUUGAUCAACCACACCAAAUCAACCAUUCUCCUCCCAAGACCCCAGAAAAUACAGCAAACAUGUCCGAGACCAAAAUCACCCCACCCAUCUCAUCUUUACAAUGCUCCUCUUCGAGGCCUACUUCACCUACCAGCUCAACUGUGCCUGUCCAGGAAUCAAACACUGCCACUAUGCAAAGCGACGAAGAUUCGGCCGACAUAACUGUAGCCAAGCCUUCAACUCAGAUACAGCACGCGCAAGCGCCUCAGUUGGACUCAAUGAUCGCUCCAACCUCAAAUGUGGAGGCCGAUCACACAACGCAAAGCUCAAAGAGGUCCCGUGAAGAAGAUAGUUCCUCUUCCGCCUUCGGGACACCGCCUCCAAAGCGCGCCUCCAAAGCAAAGGCAACAGCAAACGCCAAAAAGGCUACAAAAAAGACAGCACCUCCGAAGAAGGCUGCUCCUAAGAAGUCCACACCCCAGAAAGCCGCUACGCCCGCACCAUCAAGGUCACAGCCGCCAAGGAACCGCAGAGCUCCUGACCACCUCAAGGACUUUCAAGAGACGACCCCGCCCAAGCCUCUCCCAAACAAGAAGAGCUGCAGCAAAGUUUUUGACCCAGUCUUUAUCACAACCAACUCCAACAGCCGCUUGGUGAAGGCAGACAUCUACCACAUGCUUCUCGAAGGCCCCGCCUGGACAAGCCUCAGCGCGGAGCAGCAAAGCACUCUGAUUUCCAUGCUCCCCCCGGACCCCGCAAACCAAGCCUUGCUAACCAAGAUCAACACUGGCGAGACUGAAGACACACGCCCAUCAGCCUUCACGCUAGCAAACGACUGUUUCCGCACCGACGUCGCCAAGUUCCAGGAAGACCUCAAGAAUGGCCACCUCGCAAAGACAUGGCAGGCCGCUGCCGAGCAAGCAGUCAUUGAGCGCACCGCAGGAGAAUUCGACAAGUGGAAAGCUGACGAAGCAGAGUCUUGGUGGGGGCAGAAAAGCAGUGUACCUACCACGCAGUAG